Molecule: messenger RNA, 922 nt
Organism: Lolium perenne
Lineage: Eukaryota; Viridiplantae; Streptophyta; Magnoliopsida; Poales; Poaceae
Product: probable glutathione S-transferase GSTU6
Biological process (GO): glutathione metabolic process
Cellular component (GO): cytoplasm
Molecular function (GO): glutathione transferase activity
Source: RefSeq, a predicted model, not a curated record
CAAUGCUUGCACAGAAACAAGCGCAAUCUGCAUAGUUGUGACUCGCGAGCAAGAAAGAAAGAAGAACACGGAGCGGACAACAAUGGCCGGAGAGGGAGAGUUGAAGCUGCUUGGCUUGCUGGUGAGCCCAUUCGUGGUCCGCGUGCGCAUGGCGCUGAGCAUGAAGGGCGUGAGCUACGAGUACAUCGAGCAGGACGUAUUCAACAAGAGCGAGCUCCUCAUCAGGUACAACCCCGUGCACCAGAAGGUGCCGGUGCUCAUCCACCACGGCAAGCCCAUCUGCGAGUCGCUGGCCAUCGUGGAGUACGUCGACGAGGUCUGGGGCGGCGGCGCGGCCCCCUCCAUCCUCCCCGCCGACCCCUACGAGCGCGCCAUUGCUCGCUUCUGGGCCGCCUACAUUGACGACAAGCUGUUCCCUGCCUGGAUGGGAGUCCUGAAGGCGGCGACGGAGGAAGAGAAGACCGAGAAGGUUAGCCAGACGCUUGCGGUGCUUGUGCAUUUGGAGGAGGCCUUCGCCAAGUGUUCAAACGGGAAGGCAUUCUUCGGCGGCGACACCGUCGGCUACCUCGACCUCGCUCUGGGCGGCAAUCUGUUCUGGUUCAAGACGCUGCGGGAGAUGUUCGAUGUGGAGUUGAUCGACGAGGGCAGGACUCCGCUCCUAGCCUCCUGGGCAAAGAGGUUCGGUGAAGCGGCCGCUGUGAAGGACGUGGUGCCCAACGUAGACAAGGCGGUGGAGCACGCCAAGAAGAUGCGUCGCGUGUUCGUCCAUUGACAGUCGCUUCCAGGUCCAUAGAGGGAACAGAUAUUGUGCUUACAAUGUCUAUUGCAGCAGAGCGAAUGUAAGAACCGAUCACUAUCAAAAUAAGACGAUACAUAUGAGCACAUGGCGCAUAAAGUUUACCCUUCAUCAGACCAAACGCUC